This is a messenger RNA of Oncorhynchus kisutch (coho salmon), 2390 nucleotides long. RefSeq names its product equilibrative nucleoside transporter 4. Gene Ontology annotation, biological process: nucleoside transmembrane transport. The transcript has 10 exons. Gene Ontology annotation, cellular component: plasma membrane. Gene Ontology annotation, molecular function: monoamine transmembrane transporter activity; nucleoside transmembrane transporter activity. Lineage: Eukaryota; Metazoa; Chordata; Actinopteri; Salmoniformes; Salmonidae. The record is from RefSeq and is a predicted model, not a curated record. The coding region runs from base 109 to 1533 and encodes 474 amino acids.
GAGGGACGGGCAGGGAGGGCCGGAUGGAGGGAGGGCAGAGAAACCAGUGUAGUGCAGAGUUAUAGCUUCGACUCGUACCAGCUGGAGGAAGAGGAGGGGACCAAGGGAAUGCCGGAGAGAGGGGUGCUGGCCCUGUCAGAACCGGCCUUUGAGGAGCCAGUCCCUGAUGACCGUUACCAUGGUAUCUACUUUGCGAUGCUAUUGGCUGGCGUGGGCUUCCUGCUUCCCUACAACAGCUUCAUCACCGACGUGGAUUACCUUCACCACAAGUUCCAGGGAUCCUCCAUAGUGUUUGAUAUGAGUCUGGUGUAUAUCGUGGUGGCUCUGGUCGCAGUCAUACUAAACAACAUCCUGGUGGAGAGAAUCAGUCUACACACACGAAUCACCGUGGGUUACCUGUUUGCUCUGAGUCCGCUGGUGUUCGUCAGCGUGUUUGAUGUGUGGUUGGAAUCCUUCACCACCAGACAGGCUUACAUCGUCAACCUCUUCUCUGUUGGGGUGGUCGCCUUCGGAUGUACAGUGCAGCAGUCCAGUUUCUAUGGUUACAUGGGGAUGCUGCCCAAGAGAUACACACAGGGGGUGAUGACUGGAGAAAGUACAGCAGGUGUAAUCAUCUCUCUGAGUCGUAUCUUCACUAAACUCCUGAUCAGUAACGAGAGGAUAAACACACUCAUCUUCUUCCUGGUGUCCAUCACCAUGGAGAUGCUCUGCUUCCUUCUCCACCUCAUUGUCCGACGCUCACGAUUCGUCCUUUACUACACAGGCCCCACCCACCGGGGUCACAGCCUGGGGAAAGGUCAUGACAUCGGGUCGGAGGUCAGCGGGACAGGAUACAGGGUUCACCACGACGUCACUACAGAGGAAGUAAGAUUUGGUAACGGAGUGGUGGCGACGACGUCGCCAUCUGAUGAUGUCACAGAUGAGUUCACAGGAGGGACGUACGUUCGGUUUGGAGUUCCUAAAGACAAGAUCCGGAGAAGCUGGCCUGGACUACGAGAUAUGUUUCUUCACAGGUACAUCGUUGCCAGAGUGAUCUGGGCCUACAUGUUGUCUAUAGCAGUGACCUAUAGCAUCACUCUGUGUCUGUUUCCUGGUCUGGAAUCAGAGAUACGCAACCCAACCCUGGGGGAGUGGCUACCUAUACUCAUCAUGGCCACAUUCAACAUGGCCGACUUCGUAGGCAAGAUCCUGGCUGCGUUGCCCUAUGAGUGGACGGGGGGUCACCUGCUCCUCUUCUCCUGCCUGCGGGUGGUCUUCAUCCCUCUGUUGGUGAUGUGUGUGUAUCCCUCCUCCACCCCAACCCUCUCCCACCCCGCCUGGCCCUGUCUCUUUUCUCUCCUCAUGGGCGUAACCAACGGUUACUUUGGAUCAGUCCCCAUGAUACAGGCUGCUGGGAAGGUCCCGCCGGAACAGAGAGAACUAGCAGCUCUCUGCUGUUUCCAGGAUGUUAUCCUGAUUCACCUCCUGAUCCUCCUCGUCUAUACUGCUGGGCUUUCUGCUCUGCCCGGGAGACAACGUGAACAGAACCUCUGAUUGGCUCCCUGCUCUGCCCGGGAGACAACGUGAACAGAACCUCUGAUCGGCUCCCUGCUCUGCCCGGGAGACAACAUGAACAGAACCUCUGAUCGGCUCCCUGCUCUGCCCGGGAGACAACAUGAACAGAACCUCUGAUCGGCUCCCUGCUCUGCCCGGGAGACAACAUGAACAGAACCUCUGAUCGGCUCCCUGCUCUGCCCGGGAGACAACGUGAACCUCUGAUUGGCUCCCUGCUCUGGCCGGGAGACAACGUGAACAGAACCUCUGAUCGGCUCCCUGCUCUACCCGGGAGACAACGUGAACCUCUGAUUGGCUCCCUGCUCUGCCCGGGAGACAACGUGAACAGAACCUCUGAUCGGCUCCCUGCUCUGCACGGGAGACAACAUGAACAGAACCUCUGAUCGGCUCCCUGCUCUGCCUUGGAGACAACGUGAACAGAACCUCUGAUUGGCUCCCUGCUCUGCCCGGGAGACGACGUGAACCUCUGAUCGGCUCCCUGCUCUGCCCGGGAGACAACAUGAACAGAACCUCUGCUUGGCUCCCUGCUCUGCCUUGGAGACGACGUGAACAGAACCUCUGAUCGGCUCCCUGCUCUGCCCGGGAGACAACUUGAACAGAACCUCAGACUCUCAUACACGCCGACUGACACGCCUCUGUGACAUCACCUGUGUGACAGCUAUGACCCGAUGCAUGACAUGAUCCUUGCCUUUCCGUUAGUGAUCUACCGCGGAUCGAGAUGAGGAACCUACCAGUGAUCAAAGUCGGUCUUUAUUCUUCAGGGUUCAUGUCAAUAUAAACGUUGUGAAUGUAAAACAUAUUAAAUAAAAUAUAUAACCGACAAACAUGAAAUAAAA